Molecule: messenger RNA, 285 nt
Organism: Arabis nemorensis
Lineage: Eukaryota; Viridiplantae; Streptophyta; Magnoliopsida; Brassicales; Brassicaceae
Source: the annotation of a GenBank genome assembly
AUGAUGCUAUCAGAGAAGAUUAUGGAGUGCUUAUCAGAGGGAUUGGGGUUACGGCGUGAGGCUGUUAAGGAAGUUAUGGGCGAGUAUAUGAUGCUUGUCAACUACUAUCCGCCAUGUCCACAUUCCGAUUCGUUCCAGGGAUUGGAUCCACACACCGAUGUUAAUGGGUUCACACUCAUCCUACCCAAUGAGGUUCCCGGACUUCAAGUGUUCAAGGACGAUCACUGGAUCAACCUCGAGUAUAUCCCACCCGCUAUUAUAGUCAUCAUUGCGAUCAGAUCCUAG